Messenger RNA from Penicillium maclennaniae, 495 nucleotides. RefSeq lists its product as uncharacterized. The record is from RefSeq and is a predicted model, not a curated record. Gene Ontology annotation, molecular function: GTPase activity; GTP binding. Gene Ontology annotation, biological process: protein folding. The coding region runs from base 1 to 495 and encodes 164 amino acids. The transcript is spliced from 6 exons. Lineage: Eukaryota; Fungi; Ascomycota; Eurotiomycetes; Eurotiales; Aspergillaceae. Gene Ontology annotation, cellular component: microtubule cytoskeleton; cytoplasm.
AUGUUGUCAAUACUUCGGAAAGCCCGCUUAAAGGAUAAGGAGAUGCGUAUUCUCAUGCUGGGUCUGGAUAACGCGGGCAAAACGACCAUCGUCAAGCGGAUUAUGAACGAGGAUGUUACCACAGUGAGCCCAACCUUAGGGUUCAUUAUCAAGACAAUUGAUUUCAUGGGCUAUAAGCUCAACAUCUGGGACGUGGGUGGCCAGAGAACACUGCGAUCCUAUUGGAAAAAUUAUUUCGAAAAAACCGAUACGCUUGUGUGGGUGGUUGAUGCAACAGAUCGUCUACGCGUGGACGAUUGCCGUGCGGAGCUGGCCGGUCUCCUCCUGGAAGAGCGGCUCAUGGGAGCUAGUCUUCUAGUUUUCUUGAAUAAGACGGAUGUGGAACAAUGCAUGUCGGAGCAGGAAGUGCGCGAGGUCACGUCUGGGUUUGGAUUUAAUCAAAACCCACAAGUGGACGAUUUUACCAUGCAGUGCUAUGACAGGAAAGAACCUUAA